CCCAACCUAAAAAUAAAAAUGGUGGAUGUUUAUGUUUACAUUUAAGAUGUUUUUAUUAUUAUUAAAUUAAUAUUUUAAUUAUUGUUAAUACAAAUUCUAUCAAAAUGAGUAGCGGGUUGGAUAAGAAUCAAUUGGCGGCGGUACUGCAAGUACUGAAAAAGUACAAUUUGAAGGGCACUGAAGAAUCCCUUAGAAAAGAAGCAAACUUCUCCGAAGACAUCGCAGAUCAAGAUUCAGAUGUUAGUAGCGUGCUGACUGGUUACAAAAGCGACGGAGACCCUGACACCUACGUACUCUCUUACAUGGAACUGAAACGCUUUGUAGAAAACUCUUUAGAUAUCUACAAACAUGAACUAGGAAUGAUCCUCUAUCCAGUUCUCGUACAUAUGUAUUUAGAGCUGGUAUAUAAUGGUCACAGCGAUGAAGCAGUCACUUUGAUGAGAAAAUUCGGUCCAGAACAGGACUUUUACUAUCAAGAUGAUUUAAGAAAACUUGCAAUGGUUACCCGACGCGAGCACAUGAACGGUAACGAACUUACAGACACUUUCAAGUCUAAUCAGUUCAUUAUCAGAAUGUCUAGAGACACUUUAUCUUUAUUAAAGCGACAUUUGAGUGACAAAAAGGCCUCAGUACUUUUGAAUAUCGUACAAGAACAUUUGUACUUUGACAUGUACGAAGGAGUAGCAAGAAAUAAGACUCAAAUCGAUGCAACUUCAGGUGCAGUAGGAGGCGAGGCAAGACGACAAGAUAACAAAACAAAAGUCUACUAUGGCAUACCAAAAGUGCCUGAUAUUCAGAUUUUAUCUGCACCAGUUGACGAAGAAGAAGACAAUCAGGACAAUCAAGACAAUCCUGACAAACCAAAAAAGAAGAAGUCAAAAAAAGACCCGUUGUUGUCUAAAAAGACAAAGUCUGAUCCUAAUGCCCCUCCAAACGACAGAAUACCUGUGCCUGACUUAAAAGACAAUGAUAAAAUUGAAAAGUUGAAAGCUUUGAGAGAAGCUUCCAAGCGAGUCAACUUGACUACUGAUAAUUUGCCUUCUUGUUGCUGCUAUACUUUACUUAAUGCCAAUCAUAGUGUUUGCUGCGCAGAAAUAACUGAAGACUCGAGCAUGUUAGCCGUUGGCUUUAACGACUCUAUAAUCAAAGUGUUCACGCUGGUGCCUCAGAAACUCAAAGCGAUGAAAUCGGCCGACAAGCUUAGUGACGUCAAUAUUGAAGCUGAAGAUGUUUUAGUUCGGAUGAUGGACGAACGUUCUGGUGAGAGUUCAAGAGCUCUUUGCGGUCAUAACGGAUCCGUUUACUCCGUAGCGUUUUCGCCCGAUAGGACUUUGUUGCUGAGCUGUUCUGAGGAUACGACGAUCAGAUUAUGGAGCCUUCAAAUCUGGACUUGUCUGGUAGUAUUCAAAGGCCACCUGUUCCCCGUUUGGGACGUGAAAUUCUCGCCACAUGGAUAUUAUUUUGCAUCAACUUCUUAUGACCGAACUGCCCGGUUGUGGGCCACCGACCAGCACCAACCGCUCCGUAUAUUCGCCGGUCAUUUUUCUGACGUUGAUUGCGUCCAGUUUCAUCCCAACGCCAACUACAUUGCUACGGGAUCAAGCGACAGGCGAGUUUGCUUGUGGGACUUGACAACUGGUAAUCACGUUAGGUUGAUGACCGGUCACAAGCGGCCCAUACAAACGCUGGCUUUUAGUGUAUGCGGUAGGUUUUUGGCGUCCGCUGGUACAGAUUGCAGGGUGCUGAUUUGGGACUUGUCGCACGGUCAUUUGGUAGCUGAACUGACCGGACACGAAAAGACCAUUCACUGUUUGGCCUUUAGCAGGUGCGGUAACGUUUUGGUUUCAGGUGGGUUGGAUUGUACGGUAAAGUUGUGGAAUUUUACCAAAUUGACCGAAGAAACUAGUUCGGAAGACGUAAACAUUUCUCAUAAUCCAGACGUCAAGACUGGAGAUACGUAUUUGGUCAGGACCUUCCAGACGAAGAAUUCGCCUUUGAUUAAUUUGCACUUUACCAGGAGAAAUUUGAUGAUUGCUGUUGCCGUUUUUGACGGUAUGGCAACGUAGGAUGUUUGAUUGCCACUGUUGCCAAGUUGUGAGCAAUUUUGUCAACUGAGUAAAUUUUAUUCCAAAUGUAAUCUUAAGUAAGCUUAAUAUUAAAGUCUCAAUUUCCUACAUGUAUUUACGAUUUUUCCUUAUUUUCACUAAAUUAUUCAUACAUAUACAGUCAUAAGCACAAAAAGUGGGACACCCGUUUUUUUCUAUUGUGAAACGGGCUCACCAGCUAUACCUAAAGCCUAGUACUCAUAACUGCGAAAUUCGCAUUUUUUUGACAUUGCUUCGACAAUUUGACGUUUGAUACACGCAUAAGACGUCAGAUUGUCAACGCAAUGUCAAAAAAAUGCGAAUUUCGCAGUUAUGAGUACUAGGCUUUAGGCAAUGACAGGGAUUGUCAUAUUUGUCAGAAAAUCGAUUGUAGAGAAAAGACUGAUUAAAGCCUGCUAGUACUCAUAACUGCGAAAUUCGCAUUUUUUUGACAUUGCGUUGACAAUUUGACGUUUUAUGCGUGUAUCAAACGUCAAAUUAUCGAAGCAAUGUCAAAAAAGUGCGAAUUUCGCAGUUAUGAGUACUAGGCUUUACGCAGAAUAGCGAAAAAUGACAAGACCUGUCAGUCGGGUGUUCCACCUUUUGUGCUCAUGACUGUUCAUAAAUUCCUUUUUAUCUCCUGCUAUUUCUAAGAAAUAUAAUUAUUUGUUGGACCAAAAAAUGUCGCAAUUUCCUUGAUCAUUGAGAUCCGGCUAGUGCGGAAAAUUGAUUUUUCUGCACGGCUGUAGACAAACUAUUGCACCUUACAGUUGCUGCUUCACCGAACGACGCGGCAAACAUUUUCCGCACUUGUUAGGUUUUUCCAGAAACCUUUUAAUAGCUAUAUUUAAUAAUAAAAAUUUUAAUUUG
Messenger RNA from Ceutorhynchus assimilis (cabbage seed weevil), 2954 nucleotides. The record is from the annotation of a GenBank genome assembly. Lineage: Eukaryota; Metazoa; Arthropoda; Insecta; Coleoptera; Curculionidae.